AGCGGUUAUAGGUGUCAGCAAAUAAACCCUUUUGUAACUAUACAGUUAAUAGGAGCGUAAACCAAAAAUUUUCAGAAUUAUUUUUUCUUAAUCUGUAUGAAAUAUGAAGAUUAAGGAGAAUAUGGACCUUGACAACAUAAAAUCAAACCUUAUUGCUUUAAGGCAAUUGUAUGGUUUAUUGAGAAAUGAUAGCGAUGGUGCUUCGAACUUGAACUCUGAUGGUUUGGACCAUGAAGCGCGAGUCAUGUUAAAGAACUUACUCGAUACUACAACGAAUGAUGUUCUUAAAGCUCAUUUUGAGAUCAUAGCAGGUCAGGUGCAUGUGCACAGCUUACCUCAGCCUCAGCAGCCGGUUGACACGGUAAAGCAACAACCUGUUGCUUUAUUAGAUGUAUCAAAAUCUUCAGCUGGUAUUCAAAGUUAUGGAAAGGAGCCGGUUGUCGUGGACCCUACUUUAUCAAAAGAGAAGCAGGAACCUGCCGCGCCAAUUACUCAGACAGCUAGCGCGCUGCCUCCAAAAUUCAGCUUCAGCGCGGGAGAAUCUGGAAAGAAAAGAAAGUUUUGCAGAAUUUGCCAGCGUCCAAAAGUUGAAAAGCCGUUUGUAAAAGAAGCUCCAUGUUCUACAAAGGUCGUGGCGCUGCAAGAACAGCAGAAAAGUCCGUUCGCCAAUUUUUCUUGGGACAUUCAACGAGAAACAUUGCAAUCAGGAAACACUGAAAGUACAGAGCCAAAAGAAGUUCUUGAUCUCCGUUGCAUAACAAGUGGUGCAGAAACUGUGGCGCCCUCCUUAUCUGAAAGACCAGCAAGUGAUCUUACACAAUCCGCGGAGAACUUUUCUGGACUGAAGAACCGUGAUCAUCUCUCAACCGAUGAUGCCAUUAAACAACUCGAAUUGCACAUUGCAGCUUUGCAGAUGGAUGCUGAGGACCUUGUCCUUGCUGAUAAACAUGCAGCUGAACAUAACUUUAAACCAGUAACUAACUUUGUGCCGCAAGUAGAGUUAGCUAGUCCCGUCAAGAAGAUAGAGGGAGCUCUCGUGAAUGACUCACUACAGCUAGUGAUUACUCGAUACAGUCAAGAACCUAAAGGCGCAUCAAGUUCACUGUAUCCGGGAUAUACUAUUCCAAUCAGAAUAUCAAAUAUUUCAGCAGAUCAAUCGCCAAAACCUCCGGAGUCAAGUAGUUGCCAGUCAAAUCAGUUGAGACAACAGAAGAUAGUAGCAAACAUAUUCCCUGCUGAGGAACAUGAUAGUUCUACCGAGCUAGAUUUGGUUGAAGAGCAUCCGCGGCAGAUACAGAGAGGAAACAUAAGCGGUCAGAGCAUCCAGUCCAUCGAUGACCAAUUCGAGUCAUUGAGUCGAUCAAAGAAUCAAAAUAAUAGUACUUCAAGACAGAAUCCUUAUGCUAACAGUUAUUCUUUCCAACAAGACCGACACAACAUGGAAGCUGGGGUUACUGUUUUGCCUGCAAUGUUGGUCAACCAGAACCAAAACCAAAUGCCUUCAAACACGAAAAUACGGCAGCUAGAAAAAUUGAAAGCAGACAGGCAGAUGCGUGCAGCAGAUAUUUCGAGAAACAACAUAGGCACUCCAGGAUUGAUUGAUCAUGGGAGCAAGUUAACAUGGUCCGGUACAGAUGAGAGAAGAAUGGAUUCACCUUAUUCACAGCGGGCAAUAAUGAGGCGGUCAGCAUUGAAUCACAAGCUACGUCAAUUCACACCAUCCCGGAGCUCUUAUGCAAACUUGGACCAGAAUCCUAGUAAAUAUCCGAAGAAUAGUAAUCACAUGAAGAGAUUGAGAAGAGGUCGUUUGCAUGAACAGGAAUCGGAGGUUUCACAUUUAAGCUCACCCUACUCUUCCAGUUCGACAGAUUUGCAGCAGAGGAGCACUUACAGUAGUGACAAUGAUGAUUCCUUGCCAAGGCAGGCUCGAGCCAAGAUGCAGUACUCGGAUGAAACAAGCAGCUAUGGAGGAGAUGAAUCAUAUCCUCGGAGAGGUAGUAGUCAAAGUGAUUAUACGCUCAGCUCAAGCUACAGUGGAAGUGAGGGUUACUCAUCCUCAAUUGGUAGUGAAAAGGCUCAUGAAAGCGAGGGAGAGAGAUCCUCGUCACUUGAUCCUUCGGGGUCUGACCGUCUUGAAGAACCAUCUUACUACUCAGCAGAUUCUUCAUCUAGGAGGUCAAGUCCUGCACGCGUCUACAAGUCUGCUAACUCGAAAAAAUCAAAGAAACAUAAUGGAAGGUGGAAGAAGUUGAAAGACAAGCUAGCAGUAGUAUUUCACCAUCAUCAUCAUCAUCGUGGUAAGGAUGAGAAAAAAACAACUUUGGCGAGGCAGAGAGGGAAAAGAUUCCCCGGCCACUACUCGUCAAGCAAGGAUGAAGCAUUUGGAGAAAAGGCUUUGGAAAAGUUUGGGAAGUCAGCAAUCGACAAGCAAGCUGGAAAAAAACCAAAGGGUGGGGACCAGUUUCAUACCCUUGCUCGGGGGCUGAUGCAACAUAUCCAGCAUUCAAAGAAGUCGAAACAUAGCAGCACUAGACCAGUAGACAAAGAACAACAUAGCAAUAAGAAGGCGAUCAACAAAUUUCAUUGGUGGCAGCUACUAAGGCAUCAUAGAGGUAUGAAUAAAUCACCUGCCAUGCUAGGAUCCGGAAAUAAGAAAGGUCAUUCAAAAGCUUUUCCAAGAUGAAGUGAGACAUCUGAAAUUGCCACUUUGUUCACUCCUGAAUAAGAGCACUAGUUAUCGCCCUCACCAGCAGGAGAUGCUGGAGAUUCAAAUUGCCAACGACUAAUAUCACUGUUUAUUACUCAUUUCAAGUAGCACAUUCAUAAUUGUUAUAUUAACAAGAUUACGGAUUGUUUUAACAUAGUAUUCUAUAAAAUCUAAAUAACUUGUGAAGUCA
Messenger RNA from Capsicum annuum, 2897 nucleotides. RefSeq lists its product as uncharacterized. The coding region runs from base 104 to 2683 and encodes 859 amino acids. Lineage: Eukaryota; Viridiplantae; Streptophyta; Magnoliopsida; Solanales; Solanaceae. The record is from RefSeq and is a predicted model, not a curated record. The transcript has 4 exons.